Dreissena polymorpha is the source of this 3277-nucleotide messenger RNA. Its product is annotated as Fanconi anemia group A protein homolog. NCBI's taxonomy places the organism in Eukaryota, Metazoa, Mollusca, Bivalvia, Myida, Dreissenidae. Gene Ontology annotation, biological process: interstrand cross-link repair. The record is from RefSeq and is a predicted model, not a curated record. Gene Ontology annotation, cellular component: Fanconi anaemia nuclear complex.
CUAGGUCAAAGGUCAAGGUCACAGUGACUCGAAACAGUAAAAUGGUAAUUGGUUUCCUGAUGAUAACUCAAGAAUAAUUAGGCCUAGGAUCAUGAAACUUCAUAGGUACAUUGAUCAUGACUGGCAGAUGACCCCUAUUGAUUUUCAGGUCACUACGUCAAAGGUCAAGGUCACAGUGACAAAUAAAAUAUUCACACAAUGGCUGCCUCUACAACUGACAGAUCAUAUGGGGGGCAUGCAUGUUUUACAAACAGCCCUUGUUUAUUUCUGAUUUCCAUAAAAUUACUAUUUCCUCUUAUUAAAUCAUAUAACUAUAACAAUUUUUUUUUCAUUUAUCCACUGCAAAUGAAGCCUCAUCACUUACAUGAUGGUGAUUAUUUCCAAUAUAUAUCUGUGUUAGGAGGGCCUAGUUCUAUUUCCAGUGCCCAUACUAGAGGAGAUGUGGCCGUUCAGGAGCCAGGACCAACUGAAACAGACUGUGCUGCAGCUCAUAUCACACAACCUGUCCUCCAGUGACAUUCUUAAUGAGCUUUCCUGCAUAAAGAAAGAUGAGACGUUUGACAGUUCUAUGAUUGCCCCUCUAGGGUUCAGCUAUGCAGCACAUGUUACCAAGGUGACCUCUCAGCAACAGUUUGGCUGCCAGGCAGCAGACAGAUAUAUUGAGAAAAUUGUGCAGUUGGUGAACAAGGAAACACCUGAAACAGAGAAAGAGCUUGUCAACACUGUCAGUUUGGUACAUCAGCUGAUUUUGAAUGGUUACCUCACUGAAUCUGGUUUCCAUGACAACCUGUGUCGCCAUCUGGACCUGCCCCUCUCUUUGCUGUGGAUCUUGCACAAGGAGGGAGUGGUUGCCAUAGAAACACAUUUCUGCAAGAUGAUGAACAGACAAGGCUUUGGUGAUGAAUUCUGUAGAAAAGUUGUGCAAGCCUGCAUCAAGAAUGAUUCAACAAAUGUUGUCAUAGCAACAGAAGUUGUCAUAGGAAUCCUGAGCGAGUGUGUGGAGCUGGGCUAUGCUGAGGAAGCCUCCCUUCAGUCCCCUGCCAGGGACCUGGCUGCCAGUAUCCUCCAGUCUGUUGUUCUAGGUCUUGUAGACGAAGCCAUGAAAUCUCCCAAACACAGUGCAGGAUCCGUGGUGCUGUUUGAUCAAUCCAAGGUUGGACCAGCUGCUCUGAAAAAAGCCUCAUCAUCACUGAUUGUUGCAAUACUGAGCCACAAACCUGUACACAAAGUGUCACAAGCUAUAAGGGAUCAGCACAACUGGGCCUAUGGGCAGAUGCCUGCAGCAUUGAUACAUCUUUAUAAACAGCUGCUGAUUCCAUUUGGGAUUGAAGAAGUACUUCAUAUUCUCCGACAAGUACUUGAUGAACAGGAAGUCAGCUGGCAGUUGUUGUUGUCACUUGUAUCAGUGGUGGUUGUCUGCUACCAGAACUCUACUCAGCACAUUCUAGAUAUGACAGAUGCCCUGGUACAGGAAGGCCUGGAGGGCUGUGACAUGGAGAGUACCAUCACAGGGCUCCUACUGGCCAGGCAGGCCUGCCUACACGGACCCCAUGUGUUCAUGGCAUACCCGGAGUGGUUCCAGAGAUCAUUUUCUGAAGGUGCAAACUGCCCAGUGAAAACCAGGAAAAGUUUUACGUUCUUGAUGAAGUUCUUGACUGAUCUCAUGCCACAUGAGUCUGCUCAGCACAUCAAGGUUCACAUCGCUAGGCCCCCGUUUGUUCCCCCGAAGUGUAGGGAUAUCUUGGCUGACUACAUACUGCUGGCAAAAACCAGGCUCCAGGACCUCAAGGAGAUAUUAGAUGAUAACAGCAAAGAUGGUGGGGUGACUAAUGGCAAUACAAAGUCUGGUGACAGUGCUCAGGCAAGAAGAGGAAGCCAUACUACAUUGGACAGUUCCCUACCUCAGCUGCUAAAACCAAGGCCUCUACCGAACUUCCCUGACCCCAGAAUGAAGCUGAUAACUGCUUUGAAAAAUGCUGGAAAGAUCCCUCUGUCCAUGUUCACCAACUAUGAGAGGGAAUGCCAGAGAGAGUCAGCUCAGUUGUUAGAAGGUGUGUUUCUGGACUCGGACUCUGAUGGGGAGAUGGAAACCUCUGACCUUGACCUUCUUCUGUCCAGUCUACAUCAGCUUGUUGCUAUGGCUACAAGAUGUGGCCUUGACCCUGCUCAAAAGGUCAAAUAUACAGAAACAGAGUUGGUAACCCUUAUAUGUGAAAGGAUUGAAGCCUGCUUUUCAUUGAAACCUUGGCCUGGACUUGAGCCUAUUCCAGUUAUAAUGAUAGAACGUCACACAAUCAACCUCCCAGAAACCCAGUUGAAGAAUGUCUUCAUGCAGAGAAGGGCUUAUUUCAUUCAGGUAGGAGAAGAAAAGUCUCGAGUGAGGGGCUAUGUGGAAGAAGUCGUACCUGCGGUUACCGAUGAGGACUUCAGAAGAAUUUUUAGGAUGAAUCGAACAACAUUUUUCUUUCUUCUGGAGCACUUGGAGACUCUACCAGAACUUCAGCCAUUGGGUCAUGGUAGAAGAGAACCAAUCGGCAUCCAUAAACAGUUACUUAUUACAUUGUGGAAUGUUGGUGGAACUGAUCCUCAGAGAAAAAUAGCUGAUCGAUUUGGAGUGUCUGAAUCUAGGGACAAAAUUAUUUCCGCCUUAAUAGGAAUGAGACAGAACAUAAUUAGAUGGCCCAACCCCCAGGAAUUGCAAACUGAAGAACAAUUAUUUCAAAGGCGAAAUGGAUUUCCUUGCAUAGUUGGUGCGAUUGAUGGGACACACAUACAGAUUAAAGCACCGCGAGACCAUCCCCAGAGCUAUGUUAACAGAAAACACUAUCAUUCAUUACAACUUCAGUGUGUGUGUAGACACAACAUGUUGUUUAGUCAUGUUUUUACUGGAUAUCUCGGAAGUUUCCAUGACUCAAGAGUACUCCAGUUAUCAGAUUUAUUGGAGAGUUGUCCAGAUAAAUGUGGUAGAAAGUAUCACAUUCUUGAGGAUGGGGGUAUCCUUUACGAAAGUGGAUUGUUGACACCAUAUCGUGACAAUGGACACUUUACCACUGAGCAACAAUACAACACGUACCAUUCAAGUAACAGAGUUGUUAUUGAAAGGGCUUUCGCAUUAUUGAAAUGUCGUUUUAGGAGUCUUCACUAUCUUGACACUGUAUCUAUUUCAACAGCAGUGAAUAUCAUAGUGGCAUGUUGUGUGUUGCACAACUUCUGCAUUUUAGAGUAUGAUGUACUAGAGGAUAACAUGGAACAGGACUUAACAUGGAACAGGACUUAG